Messenger RNA from Geosmithia morbida, 2682 nucleotides. RefSeq names its product DnaJ-like protein subfamily C member 7. Bases 1 to 2682 code for a protein of 893 amino acids. The transcript has 4 exons. Lineage: Eukaryota; Fungi; Ascomycota; Sordariomycetes; Hypocreales; Bionectriaceae. Gene Ontology annotation, molecular function: protein binding. The record is from RefSeq and is a predicted model, not a curated record.
AUGAAGUUCUUUAGUGGGAGCAGCAGCACCAAAAAAUCACCAACCAAGAAACAUUCUUCUACAGGUUCGGUCCCGUCGUCCAGCAGCCGACCACACGACCGCCCCGUCCCUGACGAGCAACGUCCAGACCGUCCAGAGCGUCAGGACCGUCCAGAGCGUCAGGACCGUAACAGUCAUCAGAGACCUCCUCGCUCCCAACCCUCCCAGCCCUCGUCGCCCACAAAGCGGGCAUCGACGACAUCUCGGUACUCGUCGGCCUACAGCACAGCAGAGCCUUUCUCUGCACCGGCAGCCCCUGCCCCUUCUCCUCCUUCUUCCUCUUCCCCCACGACUCCGAGCAGCACGUCCAGCAGCAGCAGGCAAUACCCACGCUCGUCAAGGGCCCCACGCUACUCCGCUGCUGACCCCUCCUCUCCCCUGUCGGCUUCCUCCUCCUCGGCCUCGUCGUUAUCGUCGUCGUCGUCGUUCCGUCGGAGAAAGGUCGACCCCCACACUCAUCCUCUCAACCUCCCUCCCGAGGAACGCAAGCGUCUCUCCUCCCUCGCCAUGAGCGGCUCCAACUCGAUGGACAUUGACACCGAGCAGCCCGCCAGCAAUGGCGGCGCCGCUGCCGCCCAUGCCCCGUCGACCGCCGGCUCCCCCAAGAACUCAUCGGCACAGGCCAACUUCUCCGUUCCUAUCCCCAACGGCACCAGUGGCGGUGACGGUGCUCCUGCCCCGCCUCCGCACAAGGCCAACCCCUCGAGUCCCAUCACAACGCCUGAGGAGGAUGCCGAGUCCUACAAGGCUGCCGGUAACCGGCAUUUCAAGGAGAAGAACUACCCCAAGGCCAUUGAGCAGUACUCCAAAGGAAAGGAAUAUGGAGAAGAUUGGGCACAUGAUACUGACUCGGUCCACUCCUCAACAGCUGUGGAUCUGUUCCCCAACUCGCCCGUCUACCUCAGCAACCGUGCUGCUGCAUACAUGUACAGCGGCUCGUACGAGUCGGCCCUGGAGGACUGCAGCCGCGCUGCCGAUCUGGACCCUGACAACGCCAAGAUCCUGCUCCGUCUGGCCCGCAUCUACACGGCCCUCGGCCGCCCCGAGGAGGCAAUGACUACGUUUGGUCGCAUCAGCCCCCCUCCCUCGGCCAAGGACACCGCUCCCGCCAGGGAGAUGCUGGGCCACAUCAAGUCUGCCAAGGAGACGCUGGAACGCGGCACCGCCAUGUCCAUGGUCCUACACGCCCUGGACCAGGCCGAGAAGAACCUGGGGUCGACCGUCGCCAGGCCCCGCAAGUGGCAGCUCCUACGCGGCGAGGCCUACCUCAAGAUGGGCCGCGAGAACGCCCUGGGCGAGGCGCAGAACAUUGCCCUGUCGCUGCUACGCCAGAACAGCCAGGACCCCGAGGCUCUCGUGCUGAGGGGCCGCGUCAUGUAUGGGCAGGGUGACAACGAAAAGGCCAUCCAGCUCUUCCGCAUGGCGCUCAACUGCGACCCGGACUUCCGCGACUGCAUCAAGUGGCUCAAGAUUGUGCAGAAGCUGGACCGUAUGAAGGAGGAAGGUAACACCCACUUCAAGUCCGGUCGGUUCCAGGCCGCCAUCGACAAGUACACCGAGGCCCUCGACGUGGACACGUCCAACAAGAACAUCAACUCCAAGCUGCUUCAGAACCGCGCUCAGUGCAAGCUCAAGCUUAAGCAGUACGACGCCGCCAUCGAGGACUCGGAGAAUGCCGUCCGCCUCGACCCGAGCUACACAAAGGCCCGCAAGACAAAGGCCAACGCCCUCGGCCAGGCCGAGAGGUGGGAGGAGGCCGUCAAGGAGUGGAAGUCGAUCCAGGAGCUGGACCCUGAGGACCGCACCAUUGCCAAGGAGAUCCGCAGGGCCGAGCUCGAGUUCAAGAAGAGCCAGCGCAAGGACUACUACAAGAUCAUGGGCCUCGGCAAGGACGCCAACGCCGACGACAUCAAGAGGGCCUACCGCAAGAUGGCCGUCAAGCUGCACCCCGACAAGAACCCGGGCGACGUGAAUGCCGAGGCCAAGUUCAAGGAUAUGCAGGAGGCGUACGAGACGCUCAGCGACCCUCAGAAGAAGGCCAGCUACGACAACGGCGACGACCUCAUGGACCCGUCCGACAUGUUCGGUAGAGGCGGCGGCAUGGGCGGCGGCAUGGGUGGCAUCGACCCCGAGAUCCUGUUCAGCAUGAUGGGCAACCAGGGCGGCUUCGGUGGCGGCGGCGGCGGCUUCCGCGGAGCUGGCGGCGGCUUCCCCGGUGGCGGUGCUCGCGGAUUCCCCGGAGGAGCCGGCGGCUUCCCCGGCGGAGCGUCGUUUGGCCGAGGCGGUGGAGAGCGCGAGGAAGAUGAGGAUGAGGAGUCUGCGGGGUUCAAUGAUGAUGAGCAGUACGCCAACCACGCUGACGCUGCUGACGAUGCUGCCAGUCAUCAUCACUACGAUGACUACCGUUACGGAGAGAAGAAGGACCACAUCGGAGAGGAUAGCCGUAGGCGCGGUCACUGGCACAUGCGACGGGAGAAGAAAGAGGCACGGGACAGGCUGGUGGCCAAGAUCCGGCAGUACGGCGCGCUGCUCGUGGCCGCCAUUGUUCUCCUACCGCCGCAGCUCCUCGCUGUGUUGGCCGUUGUUGGUGGCAUUGUAUACAUUUUCAGGAACUUGGUAUGGCGGCAUAGAACAGCAGCAUGA